AUGAUCAGGGGGAUCCUCGCCACGCUCAUGAUGAAAGAGACAACUUUCACUUUCCGGGUGCUGAGCCGGGUAUAUUACAUGUGCCUUUGGGCUACGGACAGCGUUCCUGAAACCUGGGAUAAAUUGGUCGCAUCGGAAUGCUUUAUUAGCGAUGACGAGGUACCCUUUUCCUGGAAUGCACUGGUGACAGCGGAUGCCAUCCACACAGAUCGCAAGUUCGUUAUGAAGCUUGAUGGCUUGAAUGAGCUGGACCCAGCGGAGCUUCCUAGAAUGGUCAGCACUCUGAAAGACUGGGUGCGCCAAAGGUCGGGAAGAGUGAAGAUCUGCAUCUAUAGCUGCGGUGAGAAGAUCUUUCAGGACGCAUUUGGAUCGUAUCCCGGUUAUGAUCUCAAUGGAGUGAGCCUCAUCGAGAUGGCAUGGUACGUCCAUGUCCAACGGAGUAUCGACCAGAUCAACGCGGCCCUUGAGAAGCGCUUCGACAAGUACCGGAACACUAACUUUGACGAACAAAUGCUUUGUGGUGACUAUACACGUCAGAACGAGAUGCUCGAACUUUGA
Messenger RNA from Aspergillus homomorphus CBS 101889, 558 nucleotides. RefSeq lists its product as uncharacterized. The transcript has 3 exons. Bases 1 to 558 code for a protein of 185 amino acids. NCBI's taxonomy places the organism in Eukaryota, Fungi, Ascomycota, Eurotiomycetes, Eurotiales, Aspergillaceae. The record is from RefSeq and is a predicted model, not a curated record.